GGAGAGAAGACCCAACCCUAGCAGAGGUAGGAAGAAAGCCUAGAGAGAAACCAUAGUAAAGGCAGCUAGGAGAUCAAAAUGCCGAGCAGUAGAAAAUAAUUAAAUAUAAGUUAAACAUAUAUAUUUCAGGUUAAUAAAAUAAUUAAUGAGUUGACUAAAUAAUUGAAGAAAUAAUUAAUAUUAUUACAAUUUUAAUAAGUUCGUUCACAUGUUUCUUCUUUGUUUCUCACGCAGUCUAACUGAAACACCCAUUUUUUUUUUCCAUCCCCAGAACCAGUUUCAAAAAAAAGCACCCGAUUUGGUGGGGAAAUCAAAUCAUUCCCAUUUUCUUUUUUCUUUUUAAGGAAAAAUCAUAAUAGUAAAGAUGGGUAUAUUGGAUCUGGAAAAGCAAUUUUCUUUCUAUGGAGCUUACCACCACAACCCAAUCAACAUAGCCAUUCACAUGUUACUUGUGUGGCCUAUCUUCUUUACGGCUCUCUUAAUCCUCUAUUUCACUCCCUCUUUCUUUAACCUACCUCAAAUCGAGUUGUCCAUUUUUGAGAUUCAUUGUUUUCUGAUUCUAAAUUUUGGGUUUCUUAUAGCUAUUAUUUAUUCGCUGUUUUACAUAGCUUUGGAAGUCAAAUCUGGCUCUUUGGCUGCUCUUCUUUGUAUGACUGCUUGGAUUUUAAGCAGUUUUCUCGCUCAAGUUCUUGGAUUUUCUCUCACUUGGAAGGUUGUUCUGAUUACUCAAAUUGUGUGUUGGAUAGGCCAGUUUAUUGGCCACGGCGUGUUUGAGAAAAGGGCUCCAGCUUUGUUGGACAACCUCGUACAAGCCUUCAUAAUGGCUCCCUUCUUUGUGUUGUUGGAGGCUAUGCAAAAGUUCCUAAACUAUGAGCCUUACCCAGGAUUUCAAGCUAAAGUAGAAGCACUAAUCGAUGCUGAGAUCAACGACUGGAAGGAGAAGAAGCAGCUAUUGAUUUCAUAAAUAGUAGGAUAAGAGAACAAACUUGACUUGUCAUUCCAAGAUGUGAAUUUCCUAUUUAAUAGGAAAAUUUAAGGAAUAUUUACACAUUCUAUUGCUUUUAAAAUUUUAUUUGCAAGAAAUUGGAACCAA
Molecule: messenger RNA, 1093 nt
Organism: Cannabis sativa
Lineage: Eukaryota; Viridiplantae; Streptophyta; Magnoliopsida; Rosales; Cannabaceae
Product: 2-hydroxy-palmitic acid dioxygenase mpo1-like
Exons: 4
Coding region: 365-964 (199 amino acids)
Biological process (GO): sphingoid catabolic process
Cellular component (GO): endoplasmic reticulum
Source: RefSeq, a predicted model, not a curated record